AUGAUCUUGCGACCUCGCGGCGAGGAUGACCACCCAGCGGCUUGGGUCGCGGGCUCGAACAUCAAGAAUUGGGUUGCCGAACAACCGCCCGUCGCCAUCUUUGUCCUCACGCUCGUCGCCUCCAUCCUCGCCCUCUACGUUCUCCUCUCGACAAUCUGGCGCUGCAUCCGCGCUUGCCGCUCAAAGAACCCAUCAGCUCACCCUGGUGGUUCGAGGUGGCAGCGUCUCGAAGAAGGCGCCGAGGCUCGCGAUGCACCUCCUCCCGGUUUCUGGGCGCCCAUGAGUGCCAUCACAGGCAGCCGCUACCCCGCCCCUGGCACGACCGGCUACCGUCCUACUCGUACGGGUGGUACGACAGAGAUGAAAGCUGAAGCGCACACUAUGAGCGGUGUCUUCGCCCCGUACGACCCCCCGACGGUUCAACAGCAGCGCGAGUACUCGCCCGCGCCCCAGUACCCUGCUAGUGUUAGCGAUGCGACGUUCAGCGGAUCCAGUAUGGCCCCGAACGAGGACGCCAAGGUUCAUGACAUUGCGAAGAACUUGCCUGCUCACAGCCCGUCGAUCCAUCACUCGAGGUCGUCCAUGACGAAGGAGGCGGACCUCUUCCUCCCGCAAACUUAUGCUCCGCCUCAGACGCCAUUGCUCGGCGCUUCCAGCGUCACACAAACGUCGUUAUCUGCGCCGGAAGGUACACCCUUGCCCUUUCCCGGCGCUCCCGCUUCAAUCGUCGCCUCUCCUUCCGUCGCAGCCACCGUCGUCGGCGAAAGCACCUUCUCUACACCCAAGGACAGUCCUUCCCUUCCCACGACGACGACGUUCACAGCUCCGCCAUCUCGUCCCGCCUUCCCAACCCACCGCCGCGGCACCUCCUCCUCCAGCACCGGUUCCUUCUCCGCCAAACCGCUCGCCCUCUCUUCCUCUGCCAGCAUCUCCAGCGUCUCCGCUGAGGCGCCCAAGGUCGAUCUCAAGAGGACUUGGUCGAUUGGGACGGCGGCUUGGAUGCCGAGUUUGAGGAAGGCGGAAAGUAGGGCUAGUGGAGCGGGAGAGGAGGGAGAGGAGCAGGAGAAGGCUGGGUUGAUUGGUGCGAGUUCGUGA
This is a messenger RNA of Rhodotorula toruloides NP11, 1095 nucleotides long. RefSeq lists its product as uncharacterized. The coding region runs from base 1 to 1095 and encodes 364 amino acids. The record is from RefSeq and is a predicted model, not a curated record. Lineage: Eukaryota; Fungi; Basidiomycota; Microbotryomycetes; Sporidiobolales; Sporidiobolaceae. The transcript is spliced from 4 exons.